Molecule: messenger RNA, 1766 nt
Organism: Arabidopsis lyrata subsp. lyrata
Lineage: Eukaryota; Viridiplantae; Streptophyta; Magnoliopsida; Brassicales; Brassicaceae
Product: IAA-amino acid hydrolase ILR1-like 6
Exons: 5
Coding region: 100-1494 (464 amino acids)
Biological process (GO): auxin metabolic process; jasmonic acid metabolic process
Cellular component (GO): endoplasmic reticulum
Molecular function (GO): IAA-Ala conjugate hydrolase activity
Source: RefSeq, a predicted model, not a curated record
ACAUGCCCAAAUAUCCUCUCUCUUCACUCAUGUUCCUUUUAUAACCAAAACAAACUUUAUCUCUCUCUCUCUCUCUCACAAACAAGAACACAAAAAGUUAUGGACAAUCUCCGGAAACUUAAUCUUCUCUCUGUCUCUCUAACCAUAAUCUUUGUCUCUCUUACAAUAGCCACCAACUUACCUUUCUUUGAAUUGAAAUAUCCCAACAACAACCCUUUUGGGAUGUUACUACGGCCGGCACCGAUCAAGAACCAGUCCUUGGGUCUACCGGCUCAGGUCGGGUCAGAUGAGUGUCAGGUUUGGACCAAAGCAUGUUCCGAUGAGAUUCUUAGGUUGACUUAUCAGCCGGAUAACGUGGCGUGGCUUAAACGCGUUAGGAGGACGAUCCAUGAGAACCCGGAGCUAGCGUUUGAGGAGUAUGAGACGAGUAGGCUUGUUAGGUCCGAGCUAGACCGUAUGGGUAUCAUGUAUAAAUAUCCGUUAGCGAAAACGGGUAUUCGGGCUUGGAUCGGAUCCGGUGGACCGCCUUUUGUUGCGGUUCGGGCUGAUAUGGACGCACUACCUAUUCAGGAAGCAGUUGAAUGGGAACACAAAAGCAAAGUUGCAGGCAAAAUGCAUGCAUGUGGUCAUGACGCACAUGUGACUAUGCUUCUUGGUGCUGCCCAUAUUCUUAAGUCUCGUGAACAUCUUCUCAAGGGAACAGUGGUUCUCUUAUUCCAGCCGGCCGAAGAAGCUGGAAAUGGUGCGAAGAAUAUGAUUGAAGACGGAGCUUUGGAUGACGUGGAGGCUAUCUUCGCGGUCCAUGUGUCCCAUAUCCAUCCAACGGGUGUGAUUGGAUCAAGAAGUGGUCCUUUGCUCGCCGGAUGUGGAAUUUUUCGGGCCGUUAUCACUGCCGAAGAUAGUGGUGGCGCUGCUAAUCUUCUUCUUGCAGCUUCUUCCGCUGUCAUUAGCCUUCAAGGAAUUGUAUCCCGUGAAGCUAGUCCUCUUGACUCUCAGGUUGUAUCGGUUACUUCAUUUGAUGGCGGUCAUAGUCUCGAUGUGAUGCCGGACACGGUGGUCCUCGGUGGUACUUUCAGAGCUUUUUCUAAUUCAAGCUUCUAUCAUCUCAAGAAGCGUAUUCAAGAGGUACUCAUGGACCAGGUAGGGGUCUUCGGUUGCCAAGCGACAGUGAACUUCUUUGAGAAGCAGAAUGCGAUCUACCCGCCAACUACGAACAACGAUGCAACAUACAAUCACUUGAAGAAAGUCACCAUAGAUUUACUCGGAGAUAGCCACUUCACCUUGGCUCCACAGAUGAUGGGAGCCGAAGAUUUCGCCUUCUACUCAGAGAUCAUCCCGGCCGCAUUCUACUUCAUUGGCAUAAGAAAUGAAGAACUUGGAUCAGUCCACAUUGGUCAUUCACCACAUUUCAUGAUCGAUGAAGAUAGUUUAUCCGUUGGAGCCGCCGUUCAUGCCGCCGUGGCUGAAAGAUACUUAAAUGACAAAUAUUCAUAAGAACAAAGACAAUCUUCCCGGCUUUUUUUUUGUGGUUAUAUUUUUAGGUGUUACGGAAAUUAUAUUAAAUCUAUCUUUGCUUGGAAAUGUUUGCGAAGAGUAGUUUUUUUUUUUUUUUUUUAAUGUGUAAACCGCAUAUUGCGUAUGAUGGUAUGGAUUUUAGCUGAAGCGGUUAGAGUAAGAGAUAGCGGUACAAAAUCUUUUGAUCGUUAUAUAGUGUAAUCUGGGACAACUUUUUAUUGAUUUUAUCAUAUGAUAUAUUUGGACGUUGA